UUCGUGUACCAUCGAUCACGAAUAGUCUUCGAGUUUCGCGCGGAGCGUACCACGUGCUCGAAACGAAUUUUACUCCCAUUGUGUUUUAUAUGGAAAUGAUCGCGUGGAGACCAAUAGUGUUCGCUCGUGUGCCACUCUUUUCGAAUACAUCAAGGAAUCUGAUAUUUAAAUUAAGUCGACAUUUGAUCCAUAAUUUAUAGCGGACUCGGGAUUGCACACCGCGAAGUAAACCGUAUCAAAGAAACACAUUAGUUCACCGCCAUAGUGAUUUUAUUUCGUUACGAUGAAUGUGUUUAUCUCACCUAAGACGUUCAUUUUUCAAGUCGCUGGAUCACGAUGCUUUUCGCGAGUAGGAUUCAUCGGUUUGGGUAACAUGGGUGGGCACAUGGCGAGGAACCUGUUGAAGAAGGGCCACAUGUUGGUUACCUUCGACAUCGAUCAAUCAGCAAUGUCGAAUUUGAAGGCAGCAGGCGCUGACGUUGCUUCGAGUCCCGCCGACGUAGCGAAAGACGUCGAAGUCGUUGUGUCGAUGCUGCCGUCCAAUCAACACGUUCUGGACAUCUAUAGUGGCAAUAAUGGCGUAUUAAGGUCUGCCAAGAGGGAUACUCUUUUAAUCGACAGCAGCACGGUGGAUCCGUUUGUGUCUCAGACGAUAGCAAAUGACGCUGAAAAGUCUGGACUCAGGUUUAUGGACUGUCCAGUGUCAGGAGGCGUGAACGCUGCCAAAGAUGGCACCCUAACGUUCAUGGCGGGAGGAUCAAAGAAGGACUUGGAGCUCGCAGGGCCUCUUCUAAAAUCAAUGGGAUCUAGGGUGGUACAUUGCGGGGCCGUGGGAAUGGGUCAAGCAGCGAAAUUAUGCAACAACAUGCUUUUGGCUGUCAGCAUGAUCGGUACAGCGGAAGCGUUCAACCUUGGACAAAAACUGGGUUUAGACGUCACGGUGUUGGCUGACAUCAUAAACUCGAGCAGUGGUAGAUGCUGGUCUUCUGAAUUGUACAAUCCAGUUCCAGGGGUUCUCGAUAAUGUUCCUAGCUCCAAAAAUUAUGAGGGUGGUUUCGGUGCUGCUUUAAUGGCCAAAGACUUGGGACUGGCACAAUCCGCAGCCACCAAAGUGGAAGCCACCAUCCCUAUGGGUUCCCUGGCGCAUCAAAUCUUCAGGGCGAUUAUCGCUCAUGGAUUUUCUAAAAAGGACUUCAGUGUCGUCUACAAAUUUUUACAAGGGGAAAAGUAAUUUUAUUGGUGUGCCCUUUAAUAUUGAAUCUUUUACAUGACCCUCACUGCCAUGAAGUUGUGCAAUCUCUAUUCUAAUACAACACGUUUCCUAUUGAAUAGUUA
This is a messenger RNA of Hylaeus volcanicus, 1335 nucleotides long. RefSeq names its product 3-hydroxyisobutyrate dehydrogenase, mitochondrial. Gene Ontology annotation, biological process: L-valine catabolic process. Gene Ontology annotation, molecular function: NAD binding; NADP binding; 3-hydroxyisobutyrate dehydrogenase activity. The record is from RefSeq and is a predicted model, not a curated record. The coding region runs from base 284 to 1231 and encodes 315 amino acids. Gene Ontology annotation, cellular component: mitochondrion. The transcript has 6 exons. NCBI's taxonomy places the organism in Eukaryota, Metazoa, Arthropoda, Insecta, Hymenoptera, Colletidae.